AAAAAAAGUCGUAUCGAUAGUUCGGGUAAAGAUAGUGGCGUUGAAAUUCUAACAAAUGAGCCAUAUACGAAUGGACCAGGUGGUUCAGGCCAAUAUACCUUUAAAAUCUAUCAUAUUGGAAAUAAAUUGCCAACGUGGAUACGUAAUUUAUUACCGAGUACGGCAUUAGAAGCACAUGAAGAAGCAUGGAAUGCUUAUCCAUAUACGAAAACGAAAUAUUCUUGCCCAAUAGUUGAUCGAUUUAGUGUUGAAGUACAAACAAAAUAUUUUAAUGAUGCUGGUAUACAGGAAAAUGUUUUUGAUCUAAAAGGCGAUGAACUAAAAAACCGAACUAUUGAUAUAAUGGAUUUUGUAAAUGAUGCAUUACCAUAUUAUGAUUACGCAGUUGAUGAGGAUCCAAAGUUAUAUCAAAGUAAUAAAACGGGACGUGGUCCAUUAACGGAAAAUUGGAUUAAUGAGUGUAUUCAAGAUGGUAAACCGAUUAUGUGUGCCUAUAAACUUUGUAAAGUCGAAUUUCGUUAUUGGGGCUUACAAACAAGAGUGGAGAAAUGGAUACAGUCAUUUGCUUUAAGAAAUACGAUGCUUCGAGCACAUCGGCAAGCAUGGGCAUGGCAAGAUGAAUGGUAUGGAUUAACGAUAACUGAAAUACGACAACUAGAAGCUGAGGUUUUAUUUUUUAAUUUUCUAGCAAAUAAAUCAACUCCGUUUAAGCUUCAUCGAUUCUUUAUCUUAUCAUAA
Dracunculus medinensis (Guinea worm) is the source of this 738-nucleotide messenger RNA. The record is from the annotation of a GenBank genome assembly. NCBI's taxonomy places the organism in Eukaryota, Metazoa, Nematoda, Chromadorea, Rhabditida, Dracunculidae.